ACCUUAUUACAACUAGUAUAAAGUAGAAAAUUGAGUUACAAGUUUCAACUUUUAGUAAGGUUGUUAAACUGAAGAAGCCUCUAAUAUUACAUUUUCACACCAAUUAUUAAUGUGUUUUUUGUAAGUCAUAAUUAAACACAACACCACCCCUAUAAAUAGUCUUCAAAAUAUCCCAUUUUCUUCUCUUUUAGUGUUUUUUUUUUGGGUCUCCGACACAUCUCUCUCUCUCUCUCUCUUCUUCACCGUGGUAGUUUCAGACCAAAAUAAAAUAUGUCACGAAGAGCAUGCAAAAGAGUAAGCUUUAAUCCGAACCCAGAAGCCACAGUCGAACCCAUAUUCCCAAAACACGAGGGUUUAAGCUCGUCACAUCACAGGCGGAGAAGGGUGGUUCUCGUCGGGAUUCUCAGUUUCGGUCUAAGGAGCUCGCCGGCCGCGAGGAAACUGAUCCAACGUAUCGGAGCUAGAGUCGCCAAAACGCUGCGUUUUAUUUCCUUCAGGAGGAAUACUACCGAUAAGAAAUCGUCGUCGUUUUUAUUGCCUGCGACUUCUUCUUCCUCUUCGUCUAUUUAUAUGAAGAGGUCAAAGUCUGUAAACGAGACAGAGUCUCACAGAGCAGAAGCUAUUGAAGAUUGCAUCGAGUUCUUGAACUCUUCUUUUUCUCUUUCGAGAUCAAACUCCGUCUCAACGUGGUCUUCUUGAUUUGACCCGAAUUUGGAUUUGAGUCGGGUCAAAUAGCUACUCUAUUUGUUCCUUUUUGUUGUUGUUAUUGUAGUGAAUUAUAGAAUUGAUAAUUGAGCAUUGUAUAGUGUGUUCUU
This is a messenger RNA of Capsella rubella, 815 nucleotides long. RefSeq names its product josephin-like protein. The transcript has a single exon. The coding region runs from base 271 to 699 and encodes 142 amino acids. The record is from RefSeq and is a predicted model, not a curated record. NCBI's taxonomy places the organism in Eukaryota, Viridiplantae, Streptophyta, Magnoliopsida, Brassicales, Brassicaceae.